Molecule: messenger RNA, 892 nt
Organism: Paramecium sonneborni
Lineage: Eukaryota; Ciliophora; Oligohymenophorea; Peniculida; Parameciidae
Source: the annotation of a GenBank genome assembly
AUGAGUUAUAAUUUAUUAAUGCAAUAUAUAAGAGAAACAAUACAAGGAAAAGAGACUUUGAUAUAUUAUUGGAACUAAGUAAGAUUUAAAAGCACUUCUUCCAGAUUCUACCUUUAAUCUAUAAGAAUUAGAAGAAAACAAAUUUGGAAUUAAGGGAUUCCAUAUGGAUAUGUGGGUCUCUUUAAUUUAGGAGCUACUUGUUAAAUAAACUCACUCCUUUAAUAACUAUUUAUAGAUUUCUAAUUUAGAAAGCGUAUAUUAGAUUAUUAAAUUUGGAUUCCAAAAGAUACGUGCGAAUCUAUUAUUCUCUAGAUUCCUUCUUAAUUGAAGAAUCUAUUAUGAAAUUGAGUUUCAGUUAUAAUUAGUUUUUAUUCAAAUAUAAGAAGAUGUUAAUUACUAUAGGAAUCUAAGCUAAUUAUUAAGACACUUAAAGGAUUUGAUGGAUAGUAGAUUAAUUCUUAAUUCUUAUAUUUAAGAAGAUUGUUAUGAAUUUUGUAAUUUGUUCACUAGAAAAUUAAAAUCAAAUAUGAAACACACUACAACAUAAUUUAACGGUGCUUGGUAAAUGAAAUCUAUCAUCAGAUUGUUAUUUUCAGAAAGAGACAGAAGAACUAUUUCUAAUAGUUGAUUAAUAUAAAAAUUAGUAGUAAUUAUUCGGAGCAUUAGAUUUAUCUUAAUUCAGAUGUUUUGGAUGGGGAAAAUUAAUAUUUUUGAGAUGAAGGAUUAUGUAAAAUUGACUCUUGAAAAAAGAUGUUAAACAUUAUUUGUUUAAUAAUCAUUUUUUUUUCAUUUUUAUUUGAUUAUACUUCUAACAAUUACCUCGAUUUUUAUUUUCCAUUUAUAAUUAUUUGAGUUUGAUAUAAUUAGAAAUUCUCAUGAUAAAAUUAUGUGA